CGGCUGUUAGGUGAUGAGGUUUUUAAAUUAACAACACUUGCUCCGUUCCAAACAGAAACGUCGGUGAUUUAUUUAUUAUAACUCCUAGUAUUCGUUAACUUCUGAUUUCUCUAUCUCUCUUCAACGGGAAAAAAAAAGGAAUUUUCCAGUAUAACGUUUUCUCUCUCUAGAAACUACAACGGGAAAGACGAAUUAUAGUUUGUCUCCCGCCAAUUUCAAAGGUCUGUAAUUGAGAUUAGUAUAUAGGAUUUACCUACUUAAAGUAGUAGAUGAGUAGAUGGUGGAAGGUGAUAUGACAGUGGAGAAGUGUUCUUUGGAGAACAAACAAUCAGCUGCUGCUUCAAGCUCAUCAGUUUCUGAAGGUAGUGCUAGUGUUACUCUAAAGUCUAGUAGCCCAACCAGGAGUUCACCACCUCAUAGGACAACCACAGGGCCAAUUAGACGAGCAAAGGGUGGCUGGACACCAGAAGAGGAUGAAACAUUGAGAAGUGCAGUUGCCGAUUUCAAGGGGAAGAACUGGAAAAAAAUAGCUGAGUUCUUCCCAGAUAGGUCUGAAGUACAGUGCUUACACAGAUGGCAAAAAGUUCUGAAUCCUGAGCUGGUUAAAGGACCAUGGACUCAAAAGGAGGAUGAAAAAAUUUUGGAGUUAGUUGAAAUAUAUGGGCCUACAAAGUGGUCUGUGAUAGCCAAGUCAUUACCAGGACGUAUCGGGAAGCAAUGUCGAGAGCGGUGGCACAAUCAUUUGAAUCCACAUAUAAAAAAGGAUGCCUGGACAUUGGAGGAAGAAUUAGCACUCAUGAAUGCACAUCAUAUGUAUGGCAAUAGAUGGGCUGAAAUAGCCAAAGUCUUACCUGGAAGGACCGAUAAUGCAAUUAAAAAUCACUGGAAUAGCUCCUUAAAGAAGAAGCUAGAUUUCUAUUUGAACAAUGGUAAACUUCCCCCUGUUUCAAAGACCACUCAUCAAAACAAUGUGCGAGAUGCAGAGAGACUCACUUCUGGAAAAUUGGUGGUUGGUUCAAAAAAAGAAUCAGAUUCUUCUGCUCAGACUUCCUCCGGUGCUACAGAUUUCAAAAGAUCAGAUGACAAAAUUUUUCAGUUGGAAAUGUCUGACAAGAUUCAAGACAUAUGUGCGUCUAGUUUUCGUGCUGAUGAGUCUGCUGAUCCAGAUUUUAUCGACCGGUCAUCAUAUGUAAAUAUUUCCUGUCAAAAUUCAAAAUUUUUACCAUAUGAUAGUUGUGGCAGUGUUGAUCAUAUUGAGCAAAAUGAAGAUGCCGUCACACCUCAGUGGCCUGUAAAUCCUAUUAAUCAGUCAAUGUACUGUAAAUCUCUACAUUAUGAAACUAGUCCUUCAGAAUCAAACUUAGCCAACAGUCACACGAAGCCUGAUUACAGCCCAGAAACAGCUUUCUUAACUCCAACUGGUGUGAAGAGCACAACCCGCACAGUUGAUUCUGUGCGUGACCUAGAAUCAAUGUUGAAAAUUGCAGCUAAGACAUUUUCUAAUACUCCUGCUAUAAUCAGAAAGAGAAGGGCACAAUUUCAAAGUCCUCAAAGCAAAAAUAGUAGAAGGAUUGAUGAAGCUUUCUGCAAAGAUAAAUGCUCACCUUCGACUGAGAAGCAAACUGCUAUUUAUCCAUCUAGUUGUCAGGAUGGAGGCUUGCCUUCGACUCCACCGUCUAAUACCCCUGUUCUAACCGAACGUUGCGAUGGGAAAUCUUAUAAUGCUUCUCCACCAUAUCGAUUUAGACCAAAGCGCACAGCUAUUAUCAAAUCUAUAGAAAAGCAGCUAGAAUUCUCAAUGGACAACGAGAAAAAAGACGAUGCAAAGUCAUUAGAUUUGCAGCUUAGAGGCAACGAUCCUAUCAGAGAAGGCAUAUCAAGUAAAAGUAUGGGAGUGACAUAGUUUGAGCCUACAGGCAGAAAUGUCGAAGUGAGAUAUCACACCAUCGAGCAUCUCCCAAUGUUUCAGAAGAUGGUGUUUUGUGGUCUUAUACGAUGGUCAAUUUGGAGCGCUUGUACAUUAUAAAAGCAUAGACAAAAUGUUUGAUUGAUCUGCAUUGACAAUAAUAGUGGUUCAAUUGUUUAUAGCAAUAGACAUGGAAAUCGCUUAGUAAUUGAGUUUCCAUGAUUCAAUCAGUGAUGAUGGACUUGUUUUGUGCUUUUGCCAAGAUCCAAGAUGAGAAAGACGCUCGGGCAACUUGUGCUCCUGGAAUGCUCUGACUAAUAGGAAUUUUUUUUUUUUAAGAUAUUCAUUCCAACUUUUUUUUAAUUUUUUUUAAGAUAUUCAUUCCAACUUAAUACACAUGAUUAUAUUGUCUUA
Amaranthus tricolor (Joseph's coat) is the source of this 2320-nucleotide messenger RNA. Its product is annotated as transcription factor MYB3R-3-like. Gene Ontology annotation, biological process: regulation of DNA-templated transcription. Gene Ontology annotation, cellular component: nucleus. NCBI's taxonomy places the organism in Eukaryota, Viridiplantae, Streptophyta, Magnoliopsida, Caryophyllales, Amaranthaceae. Gene Ontology annotation, molecular function: DNA-binding transcription factor activity, RNA polymerase II-specific; RNA polymerase II cis-regulatory region sequence-specific DNA binding. The coding region runs from base 278 to 1903 and encodes 541 amino acids. The transcript is spliced from 9 exons. The record is from RefSeq and is a predicted model, not a curated record.